Molecule: messenger RNA, 1650 nt
Organism: Pseudozyma hubeiensis SY62
Lineage: Eukaryota; Fungi; Basidiomycota; Ustilaginomycetes; Ustilaginales; Ustilaginaceae
Exons: 2
Coding region: 1-1650 (549 amino acids)
Biological process (GO): peroxisome organization
Cellular component (GO): peroxisomal membrane
Source: RefSeq, a predicted model, not a curated record
AUGGACGACGCAUCGGUCUCGCCGACGUCCGGCAAGGCUCGAACGUCGCUGUUCAGUGCAUCGCGCUUCGCAUCCUCUUCCCCCUCGCCCUCCGGACGACGUCUCUCCUCGUCAUCCUCACAGAUCGGCACGCCGUCCUCCGAAGUGUCUAGCUCACGAUCGCCAUCCGGUCUUUUCCAGCAGACGUCCAUGGCGCUGCAGUCUUUCGCCAUCGAGUCGGUGCUCGCUGCUUCAGCUGCACCGCCUCGACUACCCGUAGCGCAGAACAAGGAGCCGCUGUCACUCCCGACAACGACCAAGAACUUCCGAGGGUUCGUGCAGAAGUCCGGGCCCAUCUUUUGGUUCCAGGAUGGAGCUGAAGCGACUCUGCUGUGGCAAGAUACCAAUUGGACGUUGAUGUGGAUGGCCAUCUGGGCAGUUGUCUCGAUCUACCCGUGGUUGUUGCUCUUGGCUCCCAGUACGAUCCUCUCCAUCAUCCUCGUCAUGACCCAUCGCGCGCGGUUCCAGGACAACAUGACACCCAGCAUUCGUAUGGAAGUACCUAAGUCCCCAUCCACCAAAUCAUCCGAAUCCACCGCCGCUGCUUCUCCAGCGGACGUCCUCUCCUACUCCACCACCUUCCCCACCAGCACCGGCGAAGGCAACAUUCAACCACCGCUUGUCCCCAAUCCACCCCACGAAGGCACCGUCAAAUACUACGAGAACCUGCGCGACAUCCAAAACAUGAUGCGCAUGAUCAUCGACGGCUACGAUCUGCUCGCCCCCACCGUUCCCUACCUCAACUGGUCGAGCUACAGUCGAAGUCUGCACAUCCUCCAGCUGUCGCUGUUGACGACGGUGUUAAUGUUCUUUGUUGCACCGUACAUCCCCUUCCGAGCGGUGAUGUUUGUCGCGGGUGAGGGCGCGUUCAUCUUGAAUCAUCCUUGGACGAAACCUGCGAUAGAAGGCUUGGUGAAGCGGGUGGAUACGAGCAGAGAGGGGAGGAAGUUGAUCAAGAUCGCCAAGGAAGGUGGACAUAAGGUGAGGGAGUGGGUGGAACAAGAUCGGUUGGAUGAUUUCGUGUGGGAGAAGGGAUGGAGGAAUGUGGAGAUGUUUGAGAACGAGAGGUUUGUGGGGGGCAAGAGGGCGGCUAGUUCUAGUGGAGUGGUGGGGGGAUGGAGUGGGCAUAAUUUGAGGAUGGGGGAGAGGUUGCCGUGGACGAAAGGUCCGGAUGGUUGGAGCAGCGAUGAGGUGGAGGUGUUGCCAGGCAGUCGGAUCGAUGUCAGCAGGCAAGUAGCGAUGAAGCUCGAACCCGGUUGGGAGUGGAUCCCCGGCGACGACUGGAGGAUCGACUGGGGCGGCAGCUGGUCCGCCGUAGGCACCGACGAUCAAGGAUACGUGUAUACGGAUGGUAGCUGGCAGAAGCCCGCGAGCUAUUCGUACGGUCAUGGCGGCGGUGUACCCGACUACCCGCCUUCGAUCUUUGAUGUGCAGGGUGAGGCAGACGACGACGAUAGCGAGACGCUGCUGGAUGGUGAGGAGGGGACGAACGCGGAUGCGAGGAGCACGAUUUUCCCGUUGAGCGCCGGUGUGGUCGAUCACGAUCCGAAGAGCAAAGCAGAGACCAGGAGGAGGAGGUGGUUGAGACGCGCCGUUAGAACUGCCGUUUGA